UUCACGCUGACAUCAAACUUUUGAUAAAAUAAAGAAAAGUGCUGUUUUGGUUCGAUAGAAACAUACAGUUAAUGUUUGAAAAUGUCCAAAGACUCGUGGGCAGUUGCUGUCGAUGUUCAAGAAGCUACAACUCCAUCCAUACAGUUGGACUUCUCAAAGAAAGUUACCCGAGUGUGUGGUCCUCGUAACAUAAGAGGAGACAUAAAUGGCAACAUUGUGCCGGAGAAGAAUGAAACUCCAGAUUUUAGGGCAGGCGGGGACCUGGCCGAACAGUCCCUGGUGAAUAAACUGAUCCGCCGCGCUCUGGUGCGGAACAGAAACGAGGUGGAGGUCCUGCAGCGGGACCCCAGGUCUCCUCUGUACUCCGUGAAGUCUUUUGAGGAGUUGAGACUAACACCUGAACUGCUGAGGGGCGUGUACAACAUGGGAUUCAACAGGCCAUCAAGGAUUCAGGAGAAUGCUCUGCCCAUGAUGUUGGCACAGCCACCUCAGAAUCUGAUCGCCCAGUCCCAGUCUGGCACGGGUAAAACUGCUGCUUUUUCUCUGGCCAUGCUCAGCCAUGUAAACACAGAAAAUAAGUGGACUCAGUGCCUUUGCAUCUCGCCAACAUACGAGCUCGCUCUGCAGAUUGGUCAAGUAAUCGAGCAAAUGGGGACAUUUUGCCCUGAUGUCAAACUGGCCUACGGCAUUCGAGGAAACAGAAUGAACCGAGGCAUCAAGUUGCAGGAACAGAUUGUCAUUGGAACUCCAGGCACAGUGCUCGACUGGUGCACGAAGUACAAGCUUAUUGACCCCAACAAGAUUACUAUGUUUGUGCUUGACGAGGCUGAUGUGAUGAUCGCCACACAAGGUCAUCGGGACCAGAGCAUACGGAUCCAUAGACAGCUGACAAAGGACUGUCAGAUGCUCCUUUUCUCCGCAACCUUUGAGGAGUCUGUGUGGAGGUUUGCUGAGCAGGUGGUUCCUGAUCCCAAUAUCAUCAAGCUGAAGCGCGAAGAGGAGACACUGGACACCAUCAAACAGUUCUAUGUGAUCUGUAAUGAGAAGGAGGACAAGUUUGCAUCGCUCUGUAAUCUUUAUGGGAGCCUUACCAUUGCACAGGCCAUGAUCUUCUGCCAUACUCGCAAAAUGGCUUCUUGGCUGGCUUCAAAACUGAUCACAGAGGGGCAUCAGGUGGCGUUAUUGAGUGGGGAAAUGGAAGUGGCGCAGAGAGCUGCCGUCAUUGAACGCUUUAAGAAUGGCAAGGAGAAAGUACUUGUGACUACAAACGUGUGCUCCAGAGGUAUUGAUGUGGAACAAGUGUCGCUUGUGGUGAACUUUGACCUCCCUGUGAACAUGGAAGGGAUGGCUGACAAUGAGACGUACCUGCACCGGAUUGGCCGCACAGGACGCUUCGGCAGAAGAGGAUUUGCGGUCAAUAUGGUUGACAGCGACUGCAGCAUGGAUAUCGUCAAAGCAAUUGAGCAUCAUUCAGUAUACAGGAAAAUCUCCAAACUUGACACGAGUAAUCUCGAAGAAAUGGAAAAGCUGUCUAUCUGA
Messenger RNA from Cyclopterus lumpus (lumpfish), 1539 nucleotides. Its product is annotated as ATP-dependent RNA helicase DDX19A. Gene Ontology annotation, cellular component: cytoplasmic stress granule; nucleus. The record is from RefSeq and is a predicted model, not a curated record. Lineage: Eukaryota; Metazoa; Chordata; Actinopteri; Perciformes; Cyclopteridae. Gene Ontology annotation, biological process: poly(A)+ mRNA export from nucleus. Bases 82 to 1539 code for a protein of 485 amino acids. Gene Ontology annotation, molecular function: RNA helicase activity; ATP binding; RNA binding. The transcript has 11 exons.